AUGGGCGGCGGCGGCUCCAAGGCGGCCGGCGGCGGCACCGUCCCGAGCCCGUUCCCGCUCACAAACUUCCAGGACAAGCUCCUGCAGCCGCCCGACGACGACUCGGUGCGGCAGACCUGGAUCAUCCUCCGGUCCGCCAUCGACGCGCACGCGCGGCGCUUCUACCACUGUGACCGCGUGUGCCAGUCGCGCGAGCUGGUGCGCGAGUCGCUCCGCGCCGCCGGCGUCGUCGCCGCCGCCGCCACCACCGCCGACGCCGCCCAGGAUGCCGAGGACCUCUCGACGCUGCUGCACUCGCCGCGGCACCGCCGCCUGGGUCUCCGCAUCUGCAUCGCUCGCGUCAUGGUCGCCAGCAUCGACCUGUGCGGCCACCCGGACGACACGUCGCUCGAGCCGGCCGUGGUGGAGCUGAUGCGCAAGUUCGAGUCGCUGCGGCCCGCGGCGGCUGCUGCGUCGUCGUCGUCGGCGGCCGGUAGCGGCGGCGACGAGAAGCCGCCGCCGCCCCCCGCGGGGCCGGGCAAGGAGGAGGAGGCGGCGCUGGCGGCCUGGCGCAGGAUCACGGCCUUCUUCCUGCAGCCGGCGGCGCAGGAGCUGCGGGCGGGGCGGCAGCCGUGCGUCGACGCGCUCGAGAAGGUCCUGCUGGUAUUCGCGCGCCGGCCCGACGACGACAGGGACGCGCGCCUGGCCGGGCUCGUCUGCGUCGCCGGCCGGGCCAUCGAGCUGGGCGAGAAGAUCUUUUGCCACGCGGCCCGCUGGCGCUUCGAGUGGAAGCCGCCGCCCGAGGAGCUCGGGGAGAAGAAGAUGGCCGAGGAGGGCGGCCGCCGCAGCAUCGUCGUGUUCCCGGCCCUGCUGCGGUCGGACGAGGAGGGCACCAAGGAGCGCGGCGGGAUCAAGUACAUCAUCAUCAAGCGCAAGGCCGUCAGCGCGGGGUCGUUCUUCGACGUGCCUGUGCCCGUGCGCCAGAUGCAGGACAGCAGCAACAGCAGCUCCUCGGGGUCCGAUUCCGAGACGCCCGACGAGGCACCGGCAAGAGGGAGGCCGAGGAGGCCGAGGAGGAACUGA
Messenger RNA from Gaeumannomyces tritici R3-111a-1, 1062 nucleotides. RefSeq lists its product as hypothetical. The coding region runs from base 1 to 1062 and encodes 353 amino acids. NCBI's taxonomy places the organism in Eukaryota, Fungi, Ascomycota, Sordariomycetes, Magnaporthales, Magnaporthaceae. The transcript has a single exon. The record is from RefSeq and is a predicted model, not a curated record.